This is a messenger RNA of Striga asiatica, 576 nucleotides long. The record is from the annotation of a GenBank genome assembly. Lineage: Eukaryota; Viridiplantae; Streptophyta; Magnoliopsida; Lamiales; Orobanchaceae.
AUGAACCACAAAAGAAUUGGAAAACAAUAUCCACUUACCUCGUACUCAAUGCAAGAACGAAAUCGGCAGCCGAGAUUGUCCGAUGUCCAAGAGGGUUCUUCAGGGGACGACGAUGAAUUUGGGGAUUUUAAAAUUGAGAUAUUUCCUCAUGAUUUCCGAGCUUCCGGCCCUAGAAUCCCAUUCACGACAGACGUGGCGACCAGUACUCCGACCACCUCCGCGCCGGCGACGGCACUGGCCUGUGCCAGGCCCCCAAAGCUCACCGCCUCCUCGAUUCCCUUCUCCGCCGACUCGAUCUCUUUCUCCGCCGUCACGACCCCCUUCUCGGCCGCCUCGAUCCCCUUCUCCGCCGCCACCAUUCCCCUGUCCACCGCCUCGAACCCUUCCUUCACGAUCUGCUCCGCCUCCUCCUCCGCCUUGCGCAGGCCCCGCCGCAGCCCGAAGAGCGGUAUGUCCUGCGCUCCGGCGGGCAUCUCAACCGCCGUCAGCGCCGCCGUGGCGGCCGUGAGCAGCACCAGGCAGUGCCUCCGCGUCGGAAGCGCCACCGGCGCGUGUUUUCUAGCGUGCGCCGGUUGA